AUGACGUCCCUGGAGCGCUCGCAGCGCCGGCGACAUCUCGAGCAGCUCAGCCCGGGCCGCCUGGAGGCCGUGACGCGGAGGCAGCCGCGCGGGGGCGUCCACAGCAGGUCCCGCGAAGGUGUAACUGAGCCACAAACUUUUGCCGACUCCCGCGGCCGCAGCCGCCCGCAGCCCGACUCCAGCCGCGGUCCCGCUUGGGCGCGGGACCUCCUUAAAGAAAAGCACGUGGGCAGGGGCCGCGGCCCCCGCAAGCCGCCUCGGGCGCCGGCUUACACUCGCAGUCCGGACCUGUGGCGGGAAAAUGAGGACGCGUCCCCGCCCGCCUUGAGGCCAGUGAAGCCCCUCUGCUGGCGGCACCGCCAAUCCCUACCGCACACCUUGUGUCUCCUACCUAAACCCCCGGACCCGGAGGACUCCCAACCAUCUCGCUGCCUGAGCCGCCAGUCCCCCUUAAGAAGUGUUGGCUGUACGGCGGCGCCAGAGGGCCAAACUAAAUUCGUUUUUGGGAAACGCGCUCGGGUGGUAAUUCUGGAAAUCUUGGGCUGGUGCACAGACAGGGGGAAGCCGCGUCAGCCUAGUGUGCCCGGAGGUAGGCCGCCGUCCACUCGCCGCACCUACCCGGUGGGCGGCGUGCGCGCAGCCAUUCCCUCAAAAGCAGAGGCCUGGGAGGCGGGGGAGCCUCUGGAAGAGAAAGGGUCCCAGAAACUAAACCUGCCCCGGCCUCUGUCUCAACGCCCAGAUCCCGGAGAAUCCCGCACCCAGGCGCCGCCCACCAAGUUCCAAAGGAGUCCUAGGCGACCCGGGAGGCUGUCGGAGCCCAGCCGAGAAAGGAAGUGAGGCUUGAUAGUAAAUCUUCGGGGAGCCACCCUGGGAGUUUUAGGCAGCAUUUUCUUUUCCCUGCUUUUUAUUCCCCAAAUCCCAUCUCCCCCACUUCCCUGAGCGAACGGGUUAGAGAAAAUGCACAAUUCGAAGUCUGUGAGAACAAAGUGGCUCGAGUAAACCAACUCGUGGUAGCUAAGGUUUUUGGCUGCAAAGAAACAAACUAAUCCUCCUCCGGAUCAGUGUCCAGGAACUUAGAAGAAAUGGUGAUAUUAGGACUUCAGUACUUCUGGAAAAAAAAAAAUGCAAAUGGUUUAGCCAGGAUCUUUCCUGUCUGAUUCGUCACUAUUAUUAUAUCUGAUGAUGCGAAUGGUUGGAGCGAUUCAAUCUUAAGUCAUUAAUGAGCUAUUUUAUAAACACCACUGUCUGAAGAUCUUCAUUUACAUUUUGCGAAGGAUCACUUCGCUAACCUCACAUGCUUAUGUCAACAGCAUGAGUAGGAGACUUCAGUCACACUCAUAAACAACACAGCGGUAUUGUUAAUGGGUUAAUAUUUUAUAAAGCGUAAAUAUUUUAUUAUGUUUUGAAAGGAACUAUUGAUUCUAAAUUAUUAAACCCCUGAGAAGGGUGAUUUAAAUAAAGUAUACAAUUAAGUACAAUUAAAUGUACAUUGUGGCUAGUUUGUUUUCAGAUUCUGCACCCUUUUUAAAUUAAUUGAUUUUCUCAUUAGUGGAGUUUCUUCUUGUCCGUUUUUGAUAAUGAACAAAGCUAUCAUUUUGGGCAAAAGAACUCAACACAUAAAGGUGCAUUUAACAUAAAGGAAAAUACCAAAAACUAUGGGUUAUUACUAGAAACGUAUUUUGAAUAUUUGUAGAUUUAUAUUUAGUAACACAUUUUACAAAUUUCUUUCAAUUAAAAAAAAGAGAAUUCUAGGAAGUUUUGUGAUAUAUGCCCCGUGUGCGGGGGUUUUUUUCCCCUUGAGUUUUGUGCCUAAUAAAGGCCUUUUCUGUUUCAAAUUACAUAAGCUUUUUACUGCACGACUUUUGUAUUGACCUAAUUUCGACUGAAGUAAGCAAUUAUUUUCAGCAUGUUUAAUUUUUACAAUAAGAAAUUUUAAAUAACGUUUUUAUCUUUUGCUAAAAUUUUCCACUUUUUAAAACUAAAUAAAUUAUGAUUCAAAA
Messenger RNA from Neofelis nebulosa (Clouded leopard), 2000 nucleotides. RefSeq lists its product as uncharacterized. The transcript has 4 exons. The coding region runs from base 1 to 837 and encodes 278 amino acids. The record is from RefSeq and is a predicted model, not a curated record. Lineage: Eukaryota; Metazoa; Chordata; Mammalia; Carnivora; Felidae.